AUGUUCGUACGUGACAUUAGAAGAUUCGAUGAACUCGAACGCAAACUAAGGUUUAUCGACACACAAGUGAAAAAGGACGAUAUCGAAAUUGCUGAUCCAUCGAACAAUGCAGCCUACGAAGUGCUGCCACCACAUGAACUCAAUCAACUUGAAGCAACACUUGUUGAUCUAGAACGAGACGUGAUCAAUAUGAAUGAAAGUGAUUUACUGCUCAAGAGAAACUUUCUCGAGCUCAAAGAAUGGGAAGCAAUACUCGAGAAGACUGAUCAAUUCUUUCAAGGGGGUAUAAGUGAUGUGGCUAUGCAAGAGAUCGAAUUGGUUGAAGGCGAAACUAUCGGCUUUCCACUCCGAACUGAAAAGGAACCAAUGGGCUUCUCAACAGGUGUGAUUCGACGUGAACGUGUGAAUGCAUUCGAGCGUAUUCUGUGGCGAGCAUGCCGUCGUACGGCAUUCGUUCGAACGGCCGAAAUCGAAAAUGAGCUCAUGGACCCAGAUACAGGUGAAAAGCAGAGUAAGUCUGUUUUUGUGAUCUUUUAUAAAGGUGAUCGUUUGCGUACAAUUAUCGAAAAAGUCUGUGAAGGUUUCAAAGCGAAACUCUAUAAUACAUGCCCGAAGAACAGUAAGGAUCGUCACGCAGCAGCACGAGAGGUACGUGCCCGUAUUUCGGAUCUAAGCACCGUUAUGGGACAAACUCAAGAGCAUCGUUAUAAAGUAUUACAAGCAGCCUCAAAUAAUCUCCGGGAAUGGCAAAAGCAGGUACGUAUGCAAAAGUCCGUCUACCAUACUCUGAAUUUGUUCACAUUCGAUAGCAUUGGGAAAUUUUUUGUGGCCGAAUGUUGGGUACCAUUAGGCGAUAUGCAACACGUACGAGAGGCGCUUGAAAGAGGAGUGGAAGCUAACGGUAUCUCCGUAAAACCCGUCUUGAAUCUGCUGGAAACAGCCGAAGAACCACCCACCUACAAUAAAACCAAUAAAUUCACUGCCGUUUUCCAGAGCAUUGUUGAUUCGUAUGGAGUUGCCUCAUAUUUGGAAGUUAAUCCUGCACCCUAUACAAUCAUCACGUUUCCAUUCAUAUUCGCAUGCAUGUUCGGGGAUUUUGGUCACGGCAUCAUCAUGUUCUUGGCUGGUCUUUAUUUAGUGCUUCGUGAGAAGGCGCUUAUCGAUCGUAAUAUUAAGGAUGAGAUAUUCAAUAUGUUCUUCGGUGGUCGAUAUAUCAUACUCUUGAUGGGUCUCUUCUCCAUACACGCCGGCUUACUCUAUAACGAUAUCUUCGCUAAAUCCUUCAAUAUUUUCGGCUCACAGUGGCGCAAUCCAUAUCCGUAUUACUAUUACUAUUAUUAAAUCGAGUCGUGGUACAAUCAGACGGUAUUAACUAGGAAAGAGGUGCUCAUUGAGCUACCACCGAAUCCAUCCUAUAUCCACGACGGACCGUAUCCGUACGGACUGGAUCCGGUGUGGAAUCUGGCUGAGAAUAAGCUGAAUUUCUUGAAUUCAAUGAAGAUGAAAUUGUCCGUUAUAAUCGGUAUAUCGCAAAUGACAUUUGGUGUCUUUCUAUCGCUUAUGAAUUACUUGUGA
Messenger RNA from Anisakis simplex (herring worm), 1575 nucleotides. The record is from the annotation of a GenBank genome assembly. Lineage: Eukaryota; Metazoa; Nematoda; Chromadorea; Rhabditida; Anisakidae.